AUGACAAUUGAAGAAAAACAUCUGGAAUUGGCCAACAGAAAAGGCAUUGUGUUUCAUCAAGAUAACAGAUCAAACACUUCUUUACAAACAUGCCAAAAAUUAUUGGAACUAAGCUGGAAUGUUUUACCUCCCCAUACUCACCUGAUCAGACUACCAUUUGUUCGAGUUAUAAUUUAUUAUCUUUCAGUCACUUUCUAUGAUCAACUAGCAGUUCUUCAGGCAUUUUUCCUAACUUUGUGUGUUACAAUAAGUUUGACCUUGUUCACAUUUCAAUCAAAAUAUGAUGUAUCAUCUUGGGGAGGAGGAUUAUUUUCCAUCUUGUGUAUUUUAUCUAUUGGUAUGGUUUUGCAGAUGUUUACUGGAAGUACCCAAAUGGAGUUAUUUUUAUCAAUUGGAGGAGCUAUUCUCUUUUCUCUCUUCAUCAUUUAUGAUACACACAUGAUUAUGCAUCGUCUGUCUCCAGAAGAGUACAUCUUAGCUUCUAUUGAUCUCUAUCUAGACAUUAUUAAUUUAUUUUUUCAUUUGUUGAGAAUUUUGAGCCAUUCACGGAAAAGUUAAACGAUGUCCGUAGUUCCGAACGAAUUCUUUAGAAUUGCAUUUAUCAGUUUUGACAAAAUUAAUGAUUGGUCAGAAUGAUUCAAAUCAAAAUUAGAUCAAUUUUUUUCUAUUUAAUUUCAAUAUAUUUCUUUAUUAAAUUAAUUAAACUUUUGUAACAUUAAUUUAAAGACUUUCAAGGAUUGUAUGGUAUAUAACGUUACAUAAUAAAUAUGCUUAUUAUUAUAUCUAAAAAA
Messenger RNA from Centruroides sculpturatus (bark scorpion), 791 nucleotides. Its product is annotated as protein lifeguard 4-like. The transcript has 4 exons. Gene Ontology annotation, cellular component: membrane. The record is from RefSeq and is a predicted model, not a curated record. Lineage: Eukaryota; Metazoa; Arthropoda; Arachnida; Scorpiones; Buthidae. The coding region runs from base 1 to 558 and encodes 185 amino acids. Gene Ontology annotation, biological process: negative regulation of apoptotic process.